AUGACGAACACGACACAGACCCUUCAAAUUACGUCGAAUAAAAAACAGGCGACGCUCGCACUCGUAGAUGGUAUUUUCUCUGUGAAGAACAACACAGGUCAAUGUCUAAAACUGAGCGUUCCCGUACAGCGCGUAUUAUGGGCAGAAUGUUCCCCAGCAUCGUCUCAGGUCACCGUGCAUGUUCUGGCGAAAGAGAAGAGGACGAAGAUAUCCAGACUGCUGAAGAUAGAAGGUUCUCUGACCGAACAGGAUCUCGAGCAGGGGAAGCGGUGGACGCAGGCUCUGAUGGAUGCUGCUUAUGCGGGCAUCGAGCAGAGGAGGAGGUUGAGGGUGUUCGUCAAUCCGCAUGCUGGUCCGGGAAAAGCACGCUCCCUCUUCCGCAAGAGAAUUGAACCCGUCCUCCUCGCCGCUAAAUGCACUCUCGACGUAACAUAUACCACCCAUUCCGCCCACGCCCUCUCCCUCGCCCAAGAAAUCCCACUAAACACAUACGAUGCCGUUCUCGUCGUCUCCGGCGAUGGCAUGGCGCACGAAGUCUUCAAUGGGUUCGCGACGCAUAAGGAGGACCCGAUGAGAGCAUUAGAGAGUUUACCCAUCGUACCUAUACCGGCAGGGAGUGGGAAUGGAUUGAGUCUUAAUUUGAAUGGCGUGGAGGAAGGCCUCGACGUUGCCGUGGCCACGCUCACAGCGAUCAAAGGUCGUCCCAUGCCCGUAGACCUCUUCUCCAUCCUCACACGGAAAGACAACAAACGGAGUCUGUCUUUCAUGUCUCAAUGUGUAGGCCUGAUGGCAGACUUGGACCUUGGGACGGAACAUUUGAGGUUCUUGGGCGCGACGAGGUUCGUUUAUGGGUAUUUGAGGGGAGUACUAACACAGAAGAAAUGCCCCGUCUCAAUAUCCAUCAAGACCAUCGAAUGCGACAAAGAAACAAUGUUCGAGGCGUUUCGUUCCGCCACUUCAACAACAGCACCCGCUGAUCCAUCCACUGCGUCACCCGUGUCAGCGCCCGGGUCCUCGUCACAUCAUCAAGACGAGAGCACUAACCCCAUUAUUUCUAACGGGCACCCGCCAGAAGGCACGGGCGCAGGACCAGGAGUGGCAGUAGGACAGGGAGAAGGAGCGGAAGGUAGGAGUUCGAGUUUGCCGCCGAUGAAGUAUAAUUUCGAGAAUGCGGAGGGGGACGGGUGGAUGAAGUUUGAGAAGGGGAUAUGUUAUGUGUAUGCGGGUAAGGGACCUUAUGUCAGCCGGGAUUUCAUGCAAUUCCCGAUUUCGCUACCGAACGAUGGGGCGAUCGAUGUCGUCAUCCAAGAGCCAGGAUCGAGGGGAGAAAUGCUCAGGUGGAUGGACGGCGCGGACGCGGGGAAAUGUUACUGGCAGCCAAAUUGCCAUUACUACAAAGCGGCCGCGUAUCGGAUCACACCCCACCCUCCUACCUCGUCCUCCUCUCCCUCGACUUCGGCCCCAGCAGCAGCAGAGCCUUCAAACGGCGUGGAUCAUCCCAAACCGACAUCGACAACCCCAAAGCGCUCCCACUCCAUCGCCAGGUCUCACAAACGCCCGACCCCGAGUCUAGGUCCCAAGCCCACGAAUGCGGUCCCGCAUUCGGUGGCGGAGGGAAACCUGUCGGUCGACGGCGAGAGAUUCCCGUAUGAUGAGUUUUUGGUGGAGGUGCAUCCGGGUUUGGGGAGGUUCUUGAGUCUGUGGGGCGGGUAUCGGGCGGAUUUUAAGAGAGAGUGAGGGGGUUUUGUGGCUAGAAGGAUGAUGGCACGAUGGAGGAUGGGCGUGUGAGAUGGAGGGAGAUAUGGAGAAGAUGGUAAGGCGAAGAGGGAGAGGGGAGGCCAAGACGGACAUUUAACAUUGAAUUUUUCUGCCCUAUGUGCGGAUUCCGGAUUGACUUUGCGUCUUUACAUUAUACCCUCCUUCGUAGGUCAUGGCAUGCUGGUCGAUUGUUUAUUCAUUACUUUUUUGUUUUUACUUAUGCGGACUCGCUGGCGG
This is a messenger RNA of Stereum hirsutum FP-91666 SS1, 1995 nucleotides long. RefSeq lists its product as uncharacterized. The record is from RefSeq and is a predicted model, not a curated record. Gene Ontology annotation, biological process: sphingosine biosynthetic process. Gene Ontology annotation, cellular component: intracellular membrane-bounded organelle; membrane; cytoplasm. The transcript has 11 exons. Bases 1 to 1737 code for a protein of 578 amino acids. Lineage: Eukaryota; Fungi; Basidiomycota; Agaricomycetes; Russulales; Stereaceae.